AUGUGGAAGAGGCUCUUCGAGCGUGCAGCCAGCAGCCAGCUGUACAUGUCGGCAGCAACGAUGCUGGGUGGAGAGCAGGAUGUGUACCAGGUGUCUUACGUGAUUGUGAAGGCGGCCAUCUCGCCGCGGCCGGCCAGCUGGAUCCUGGAGCGUUCUCUGGACGGCGAGACGUUCCUGCCGUGGCAGUACUACGCGCAGACGGACGACGAGUGCUGGAGCCGCUACGGCAUACCGCCAACCCCCGGCCGACCCACCUACCGCUCCGACUCGGAGGUCAUCUGCACCUCCUACUUCUCAAAGCUGAACCCUCUGGAGGGCGGAGAGAUCCACACGUCGCUGGUGAGCGGCCGGCCGGGCGCCCGCGAGUGGAGCGCGGAGCUGCGCGACUUCACGCUGGCGCGCUACGUGCGGCUGCGCCUGCAGAAGGUGCACGCGCCCGACGAGCAGUCGGUGUCGGCCGCCGCGGCCAGGCCCGACGCCUCCCUCACCCGCCGCCUCUUCUACUCCAUCAAGGACAUCAGCAUCGGCGGACAGUGCGUCUGCUCCGGGCACGCCAGCCGCUGUCUGCAGGCCGGCCACGACGGGAAGCCGCAGUGCGAGUGCCAGCACAACACGUGCGGAGCGAGCUGCGAGCGCUGCUGCCCGCUGCACAACCAGCAGCCGUGGCGCGCCGCCGCCCCCUGCGAGCCGUGCCAGUGCUUCGGGCGCGCCGCCAGCUGCCGCUACGACGCCGCCGUCGCGCUCGCCCAGCGCAGCCUCGACGCCAGGGGGCGCUACAGCGGCGGCGGCGUCUGCGUCAACUGCUCGGCCCAUACUACAGGGAACAACUGUGAGCAGUGUGUAGAUGGUUGGUAUCGUCCUUCAGGGGUGAGUCCAGAUAACCCAAAUCCGUGUGUACCGUGUGACUGCAACUCUUCUGGUGCAACAGGAAAUUGUGCUAAAGAUGACACCAAUGGAAAGGUUGCUGGAGCAUGUGAAUGUAAACCAGGCUAUUCUGGAUACCACUGUGAUCGCUGUGAUAUAUGGUACCGUGGAUUUCCUCAGUGCACACCAUGCCUCUGUGACCCACGAGGAUCCAUUGCAGGUGCCUGUGAAAAGGAGUGCAUUUGUAAAAAGAAUGUUGAUGGCCAACAGUGCGACCACUGCAAACCUGGUUUCUUUGGAUUAGAUGAGAACAAUCCUGAUGGUUGCAAUGAAUGCUAUUGCUCAGGAGUGAGCACAAUCUGUGAAAAAGCGACACUGUAUUACGAUUAUGUUUCAUCACUCUCUGGAUGGCUAGUUAGUGAUUUCUUGGUGAGCCGAACAGUUGUUCCAUCAGUUGAGAAAAUGACAAUGAACUUGUAUGUUGGAAAUUAUGAUUUAUCUGGCGUGGACAUGUACUACUGGCUUGCUCCAAAGGCAUACAGCAACAGCAUUUUGACAAGCUAUGGUAACAAUAUAACUUUUGAAAUAAGCUGGGUGGUCAUGAGAGGAGACACCAGUGGUCAGCCUAUUGCAGGACCACUGCUCAUUUUGAUGGGAAACAAUGGUUUGAAGAUUGGUUACGGAUAUGAAGAAUUCUAUGAAACAAAUGUAACAAUUAGCAUUCCAUUACAUGAAAACGGAUGGUACCUUAUCCCAGAGGAACUGAAAGAUAUUAAAGCUCACACAGCCCCUACAGAAUAUCAAGGGGCUGAUGUCACUCGAUAUCAGUUUAUGAGUGUUCUUUCAGAUCUCAAGCAUUUAAUGCUGAGAGCAAAAUAUAACACAGAUCAACAGAAAGGAAGAUUGAAAGCUGUGUCACUGAAAACUGGCUUACCAAGUGCAGAUGGAGCAGUGGCACGCCAAGUGGAAAGGUGUCUUUGCCCGCCAGGCUACACGGGAUUAUCCUGUGAAAACUGCCAGUAUGGAUAUGCUAAGAUUGGGUCAACAUUACCUUAUGAUGAAUUUGGAUAUGAAUGCAGGAAAUGUAAUUGUAAUGGACAUGCAGCUACGUGCAAUCCUGUUACAGGAGAAUGUUUGGCAUGUGAACACAAUACAACAGGAGGUCACUGUGAGAUAUGUGCUGCUGGUUACUAUGGAAAUCCAGAACAAGGAACACCUGCUGAUUGUCAACCAUGUGCAUGUCCACUUCUGCAACCGAGCAAUAACUUCAGCCCUACAUGUGAAGCACAUGGCAGAGAUGAUUAUGUUUGUACCAGUUGUCCCAUUGGAUAUGCUGGCAAGCAUUGUGAGAUGUGUGCGAGUGACUACUUUGGCAAUCCAUUGGAAAUUGGUUCCACAUGUCAGCCCUGCAAUUGCAAUGGUGGCCCUUGUGAUUCAUACACUGGACAAUGUCUGGAAUGUAAAGGAAACACUGAGGGAUGGAGAUGUGACAAAUGUUUACCAGCACAUUAUGGAGACCCACUGAGGGCUGACUGCCAUCCAUGUGACUGCAGUGAGGAAGGGUCCCUACAGACAGAUAGAUGUGAUGCAGUUACAGGUCAAUGUGAAUGCCGAGAAAGGUUUUCUGGACAAAGAUGUGAUCGUUGUCAGGAAGGUCUGGGGAAUGUCACAGCAGGAUGCAUUCCGUGCAACUGUCAUCCUAUCGGUUCAAAAUUACCAGCCUGUAAUCCAUUUACAGGAGAAUGUAUGUGUCACAAUGGCAUUCAAGGCCCAUAUUGUGAUACCUGUGCUGAGCUGCAUUACAACUUCUCAUCUUCGGGCUGCGUAGGUGAGUGCUGAACCUGCAUGUAACUCAUUCCUAUAAAACACAAAAUGCAUGGUUG
Molecule: messenger RNA, 2747 nt
Organism: Schistocerca piceifrons (Central American locust)
Lineage: Eukaryota; Metazoa; Arthropoda; Insecta; Orthoptera; Acrididae
Product: laminin subunit alpha-1-like
Exons: 13
Coding region: 1-2703 (900 amino acids)
Biological process (GO): axon guidance
Cellular component (GO): basement membrane
Molecular function (GO): extracellular matrix structural constituent
Source: RefSeq, a predicted model, not a curated record